AAAUUACCUAACGUGAUUGAGUCGAACGCACCAUGGACCACUACAAGGAGGGGAGACCAAUGAAUGCUGUCGUCUGAACACAAGAGACAGUCUAAAAAGACAAGCGAGUCUAAUCUUGAUUAAAACACACACAUCACUGUCUGGGGGGACCGGGAGAGAUUGUCACAUUGAUCCCAGUAAACAGAGUCAACGUUAGUCGCGGUGCCGUUUUGGGACAGUCCGCCUUGUUGAUAUCCAGAGGAGCUGAAGGCCCGGGCUGUGGACAGCCUGCUCUUAGCCCCACGGUCUUUAGGAGCCCAUAAAAUAUGAUUCAUAGGCAACAACAAUGACGUCCAGAUUUGGUAAAACCUACAGUCGGAAGGGAGGGGAGGGCACGUCCAAGUUUGAUGAGGUACUGUCCAACAAGAGAGCCACCCUCAGCACCAAAUGGGGCGAGACCACCUACAAAGCCAAAGUGAGCUCCAAGCGCGUCGCCCCUGCCAGCAGUGCUGCAAAAAUUGACGCUCUGCGGGAAGGCCACAAGCGCCCCCGCAUGACAGAUGACAAAUCAGAGGAUCCAUAUGGCUUUGACAGCGACGACGAGUCCAAACCGGUGUCAUCCCGGUCAGGGAGCAAGCCGUCCCCGGCCAAGCCCGCCUCCGCUGAGCCUCCCCAGGCCGAGAGGCCCGGCUUCUCGCUGGAUACCUCCAGCAGGUCCUCCACCGCCCUCCAGGGCUGGUCCAUGUCCUCUACGCUCAGUAGGGGGACCUCAGCUGCAUUGAGCAGUGACCGGAGCCAGCCCAGGGUCUUGGAGAACACUGCAGUCUUCUUCAAUACCACCACCACUGCCUCCAAUACAGGUAAAAUGAUGGACACAGGGAGAGCAUAGUGGCUAAGGGGUUUAUCUCUAAGGUACUGGGUUUAAUCCAAGUGUUUCCCCUUGGAUGGAGCAACAGGCCCAUUGUUGUCGUUCACAUUUGGUAAAUCUCUCUCUCUGACGUCACUCAGGUAGAAAUCUUGUUCUGGGACGAGGCUUUUAUCAAGUUAUGUUUAGUCGAGUUAUGUCAUAACAUUGUAAUCAACUUCCAGGGUAGGGAUAUGAUUGGUAUUGGGAGUGUUUUGAGGCCAAUCUAAUCCCAAUUGUCAAAACCAGCUACCUUUUACAACAUAUUCACACCACAUAUUGCAAUUUAGCUCAAAAUAAGGUGAUGAAAUAAGCGGAUUGUGAAAAUAGGGUUGGGUUUGUAUUGAUUAUUUAAUUGUUUUGAGGCAAAUCCAUAACACGCAAUAGCUGCUUUCACACUAGGGUGUAAUUUCUGCCAUUCUCCCGCUAUUCUCCUGAUAGGCCGUAUGCCUGAACAUCAUAUCCUGACAUUGGUAUCCUGAAAUUCUCAUGAGAAAAAGACUACCCCUGAGGUAGUUUUCUCUCUGUAGGAAAUGUAAAAUAUCUUAUAAAGUAGAAAGUUGGUAUUUCUCACACCCCUAGUGUGCAUGUUGGCGACUGUUCUGCAUGCCAUUGAGUGGCCUCCUAAAUGACAACAGCCUUUUGCUCGCUGAAUGGUUAAAAAAUAUUCAGCAUCGGUGCAGAUUUACAGCCACUACUAGCCAGUCGCACAUUGAGCUUUCUCCAAAUGCGCCGUUUCAGUGUCUGUUGCUUUAAUGCAAAUGAGGAGGAGAGAGGCGGGUCAAGGAGGAAGAUGGGGGAGUGGUCCUGAGCAGCUUUCAGCCAUGGUACCAAGCGCUCUGUUUACAGUGGUUUAUGGCGACGGCGAGGCGCACACAGCCUUUAGGCGUGUUCUGUUAAUAUUCUAGAACACACUAGAGUCCUGGAGCUCUAUAUCUAAAUAAUAGUAUAUUAUACAUGGAUAUCUAUAUCAUAUAAUAUAUAUUAUCACGGCCAAAAGCUGUGUGAGCCUCCAGACGAUAUUAUGAAUCGAAAACGACCGCGUAGGGUUCUCCGACGUCUCUGGUUCUUCCACGUCCACAUCAAUCUGAAGUAGACUGAACCACAAACAUGGAGGAGAAAGGGAUUGUUGACCGAGGUUGUCUCCCGCCAGAGCUUCGCUGCCGAGGGAGCGGUAAGUGCUUAGGCACCGACGCCUCCUGCAGCGCCGAGGCGGUGGUCCCUCGGCAGCGGGAAGCGGGGCUCAAGCGGGAGACAUUUGAGGCCAACAAUCCCUUUCUCCUCCAUGUCGUGGUUCAUGUACUUCAGAGAGUCAAGGCCAAGGUUCCUUUAGUUUCCCCCAAUUCAUUCUCAACCAUGGCUUAGAUAACCCCCACUACGAGUCUCGUUGUGGAAACACCAGAGACCAGAGUCCGACGUGUUAUGCACCAUAAUACCAACGCCGUGUACAACACUUGCGUUACAGUCCUGGAGCUCUGUAUCUAAAUAAUAUCAUAUAAUACAUAGAUAUCUAUCAUAUGAUACAUAUUAGCACGGCCAAUAGGGCUGUAACGAUACGCGUAUCGAAACUGAAAUCGCGACACUCAAAGCCACAAACCUGUCUCGCGGUGUGAGAAGGCAGAAGCGCGAUACGCCCUUUCUAACUCUCCGGUCAAAUUGUCCGAUUGAAAUUUGCUAAUAUUUUGUCCAAAUAAUAGUCUGCUGACACCACCCCCUCUAUCGAUGCCGUAAGUAUGCGAAGAGAUGCCCUCUCUGUGAUGACAGCUCUCGUGGCUACGGAGGAUUGCAUUUCUCCACAGCCGUCGAAGUCCUUAUAUGCGAUCUGAACGACAUUUAUCCAGAGUGGGCCAAGCGCGAAAAAAAUUGCCUGUGUGAUCCCUGUCUGUAUUUUUUUUGUGUGAUUUGACCGGCAGUGUGUCUGCUUAUAGGUCG
Messenger RNA from Gadus chalcogrammus (walleye pollock), 2815 nucleotides. Its product is annotated as wings apart-like protein homolog. The transcript is spliced from 2 exons. The record is from RefSeq and is a predicted model, not a curated record. Lineage: Eukaryota; Metazoa; Chordata; Actinopteri; Gadiformes; Gadidae. Bases 326 to 868 code for a protein of 180 amino acids.